Messenger RNA from Podarcis muralis (Common wall lizard), 2271 nucleotides. Lineage: Eukaryota; Metazoa; Chordata; Lepidosauria; Squamata; Lacertidae. The record is from RefSeq and is a predicted model, not a curated record.
UACACUUUUUAAGAACCUUUCCUGUUGUGUGGUUCUUUUUCUUCCUUGCAGGAAACGAUUGUUCUUCUGCCACAGCAACGCUACAUGAAAACGAAGAGGAAAAAGGUGUCCUUGGAUUUAUCGAUCGAGUAGAACCAUCUAUACCGGCAGCGGGGAAAGGAGAAGCCAGCCUUACCCAGUGCAGGGAUCACCACAGUACAUUUGAGAGUCAGUCCAGGCCUGAGAGCUGGAGAGGAGACUGCCAAGGGAGUGAAGCAGACCUCCGCAAGAGCUUCAGUGAAACCAUGGCCUGGCAGGAGACUCCAGCAGGUGAGAGACAAAAGACUUGCAAAAUUUGUGGGGAAAAGUUCAGCUGGAGUACUGAUCUCAUCAAGCACAAGAGGACUCACACGGGAGAAAAACCUUACAAAUGUUUGGAUUGUGGGAAGUGUUUCAGCCAGAUAUCGGACCUUAACAUCCACAAGAGAAUCCACACGGGAGAAAAACCCUUUAAGUGCUCUCACUGUGGGAAAAGUUUCAGCAGGAGCACAAACCUUAUUGUGCAUGAGAGGAUGCACACAGGAGAGAAGCCCUAUAAGUGCUCCUACUGCGAGAAAACCUUCUGCGCCGGCUCGCAGCUUAUUAGUCAUCAGAGAAUCCACACAGGAGACAAGCCCUAUAAGUGUUUUGAGUGUGGGAGAAUCUUUAGUUGGAGCGCCACAUUUCGAAGACACCAGAGAAUCCACACGGGUGAGAAACCAUAUAAGUGCUUGGAAUGCGGCAAAAGUUUCAGUUUCAAGUCUGUCCUUAUUGCUCACGAGAGAACCCACACGGGAGAUAAGCCCCAUAAGUGUUCUGAAUGUGGGAAAAGCUUUAGUCAGAGGGCUCACCUUAGUAGUCACCAGAGAAUCCACACCGGAGAGAAACCAUUUCAGUGUUCACAGUGUGGAAAAAGUUUCGGUCUGAGGUCAGUUCUGAUGGCCCACGAAAAUACCCAUGUUUUGGAGAAGCCGCACAAGUGUUCAGACUGCGGGAAAAGUUUCAGCAACAAAUCACAGCUCACGAAUCAUCAGAGGCUGCACACGGGAGAUAAACCUUACAAAUGUUUUGUCUGUGAGAAAACAUUCAACUUGAGCUCCCUCCUUACUGGACAUUUGAGAACCCACACCGGAGAAAAACCGUAUAAAUGUUCACACUGUGAGAAGUGCUUUGGUGGCAGAUCUACUCUUGUGGCGCAUGAGAGGACCCACACGGGAGAGAAGCCGCACAGAUGCCCGGAUUGUGGGAAAACCUUCAGCCAGAAGACUAAUCUCAACAGUCAUCAGAGAAUCCACACUGGAGAGAAGCCUCAUAAAUGCCUGGACUGCGGAAAGGGCUUCAGUCAGAAAUCACACCUCCUUAAUCACCAGAGGGACCACACGGGAGAGAAACCAUUCAAAUGUGUGUGCUGCGAUAAAUGCUUUGGCGCCAGGUCCACCCUUGUGGCGCAUGAGAGGACCCACACGGGAGAGAAGCCACAUGAAUGCAAAGACUGCGGUAGGAGCUUCAGUCGGAAAGCGCACCUUGCCAGACAUGAGCGAACCCACGGUGCUGGCAAAGCAUUCUUGGUGCUCAGUCAGUAGGAAGGUUUCUGGGUGGCCAGAGACCAUCAGUGAAAGCAAACCCACCCUUGUAAAUAAACUAUAUAAUUUUCGCUGCAGGAACAAAGACAAACUUUGUUAACGUCCUCAUCCCAUCCACAUGUAAUUUUGGAAUAAAUCCGAGAGAUGGGGGGGGGGGUAUUUCCGAGUGACAUGCCUAGAUUUCGUUGCAUGCAUGAUGUCAUCAUUUCUGGGAACUUGUUUAGGGAUUGUUUUGUGCUUUUUAGGGGGGAGGAAGGAGCCGUAACUCGGCAGUAGAGCACUGAGCAUAGUGGUCAGUCCCUGAUGUCUCCAUUUUAAAGAAAGGAUCUAGUAAGCAGGAACCAACUCUGUACUAGAGGGGCCUACAACAAGCAUUGCAGUGUGGAAAAUGUCCAAAAGCCAAGCCUCUCCAUUCCAUUCCGCCUCUCCAGUUUCCAGGAUUUCACCGCUAAUCAGCAUUCCGUGGCAACUGAGCAUGCUCAGUCCUUAAUAGGAUUUCAUUCCAUAGCCUCAGUUUCCAGAUUUUCCUCCACCCCACAUCCCACAACAGUCUCGACAACAUUCCGUUGCCACUGAGCAUGCUCAGUCUUUAUUGGGAUGUUUUGGAGAGCUUCCCAACACCCCUUAAUAUUUUGGUUGUUGUUUUUUAUUAAAAAAAUACUACCAUAUU